ACCAUUAACGCGAUCACGACUCCAGACGCCACAUUGCUCUCCGACGGCGGCGACGGAGCGGAGCGCGAAUCGAGCCGAGAACCGAUCGGAGAUGGCCACGUCAUCGCCGGCCGCCGUCACGGAGGCGCUCCGGGCGGUGCUCCACCGGGUCGGCCAGGCGGCGGAGCGGUGCGGCCGCGGCGCUGACCGCGUCCGGGUGGUGGCGGUGAGCAAGAAGCCCGUCGCCCUCAUCCGCCAGCUCUACGACGCCGGCCACCGCUGCUUCGGCGAGAACUACGUCCAGGAGAUCGUCGACAAGGCUCCUCAGCUUCCAGACGAUGUCGAAUGGCAUUUCAUUGGGAACUUGCAGAGCAACAAAGUGAAGCCUCUUCUCACUGGUGUUCCUAAUCUUGCGGUUUUAGAGAGCGUAGAUGAUGAGAAGAUUGCCAAUCGACUCGAUAGUUUUGUGGCAAGUGCUGGAAGAAAUCCUUUGAAAGUGUUUAUCCAAGUGAAUACCAGUGGAGAAGAAUCAAAAUCUGGUGUCGAACCCUCCAGUUGUGUGGAGCUUGCAAAACAUGUGAGCCAGAACUGCUCGAACCUAGAGUUCUGUGGUCUAAUGACGAUUGGGAACCUGGAUUACACAUCAACGCCAGAGAACUUUAAGACAUUAGCAAGCUGCAGAAGCGAGGUGUGCAAGGCACUUGGAAUACCAGAAGAAAAAUGCGAGCUGUCCAUGGGAAUGUCCGGUGAUUUCGAACAAGCUAUCGAAAUGGGAAGUACAAACGUAAGGAUUGGAUCCAUCAUAUUUGGCCCAAGGGAGUAUCCUAAGAAAUCAUCAGAUUAGCAUAUUCCCAGCAUCGUGAUGAUUGUGAUCACUUGUACGUAUUCAAAAGCCUUGAAAAGUGUCACUUCUUCAGCAUGGAUGAUCAUAACUAGAGAUCCAAUGAUGAGAAAAGAGUUCUUUCGGAUCAAUUCAUCGUUCCCUUCCACUGGGAAUGGAAGAUGUUCUUGAAGCAUCCUCAUAAACAUUGGCUUGUCCAGCAGCAAUCUCCGAAACCAGGAAAAUAGAAAGUUCGUUUUGCUGCAUAAGAUGUCUCUGUGUCCAUAGUUCUUUUCAGCGCAUAAAUUUAAAGAAGGCUGAUUAUAAAAGGAAGUGAGACUUGAACCUGCUUUAGUUUAUGUGAAAUGCAGAUAAAUGCUAACUCAGCCAGAUUUUGAUCUAUCAUUGUCAUUAUUAGAUCUUGAGAUGAAGAAUCAUGCCAUAA
Eucalyptus grandis is the source of this 1244-nucleotide messenger RNA. Its product is annotated as pyridoxal phosphate homeostasis protein. Gene Ontology annotation, molecular function: pyridoxal phosphate binding. The record is from RefSeq and is a predicted model, not a curated record. Gene Ontology annotation, cellular component: intracellular anatomical structure. NCBI's taxonomy places the organism in Eukaryota, Viridiplantae, Streptophyta, Magnoliopsida, Myrtales, Myrtaceae.